AUGUAUUUUUCUUUCUUCUCAAUUCAUAUUAGUGGUUCGCCAAAUUUAAAAUUAUACAUUUGGCAUCUUUAUUUUAUUUUACUCUACAUUUUUUUCUUCUUUUUUUUUCUUCUUUCUUUUUUUUCUUUCUUCUUUUUUUCUUCCUUUUUCUUUCUUUCUUCCUUUUUCUUCCUUUUUCUUUCUUUCUUCCUUUUUCUUUCUUCUUCUUUUUUCUUCUUUCUUCUUUUUUCCUCUUUCUUUCUUCUUUUUUCCUCUUUCUUUCUUCUUUUUUUCCUCUUUCUUUCUUCUUUUUUUCCUCUUUCUUUCUUCUCUUUUUCCUCUUUCUUUCUUUCUUUCUUUUUCCUCUUUCUUUCUUUCUUUCUUUUUCCUCUUUCUUUCUUUCUUUUUCCUCUUUCUUUCUUUCUUUUUCCUCUUUCUUUCUUUCUUUCUUUUUCCUCUUUCUUUCUUUCUUUCUUUUUCCUCUUUCUUUCUUUUUCCUUUUUCUUUCUUUUUCCUUUUUCUUUCUUUUUCCUCUUUCUUUUUUUUCCUCUUUCUUUCUUUUUCCUCUUUCUUUCUUUUUCCUCUUUCUUUCUUUUUCCUUUUUUUCUUUUUCUUUUUACGCCUAUUUUGGUUUGUGUCUUUUUCCUUCCUUCUCCCCCCACCCUUGUUUGGUUAGCAUUGCGAAAUAUUACUAUUUGUACUUUUUCUUGUACUCCUUUUUUUUUUCUUGUACUCUUUUUUUUUCUUUUUUUUAUUGUACUCUUUUCUUGUACAUUUUCUUGCACUUUCUUUGUUUUACUUUUUCUCCGUACUUUCUUUCCACUUAUAAUCUUUUCGACCGCUUGUACUCUUUUUUCCCUCCCACAUCGUACUCUUCCCCACCUUGUACACUUUCCCUCGUAA
Messenger RNA from Acanthosepion pharaonis, 882 nucleotides. Lineage: Eukaryota; Metazoa; Mollusca; Cephalopoda; Sepiida; Sepiidae. The record is from the annotation of a GenBank genome assembly.